This is a messenger RNA of Struthio camelus australis, 2553 nucleotides long. The record is from RefSeq and is a predicted model, not a curated record. Lineage: Eukaryota; Metazoa; Chordata; Aves; Struthioniformes; Struthionidae.
UUCUCCCCUGGUUAUGUUUGAAUUAAAAAAAAAAAAAUCCCGUGGGGGUGGAGGGUGGGCUGAUGCAAGGGCUGCUCCUGGCAGGUCCCCUCACUCCUCCACUGCAUUGCAGCAACGAAUUAUGGAGCUGGCAUGCAGAGGGCCCUUUGGCCUCACAGGAAACCGCAGCUUCCUGCCCAGUGGCUGCGCCUACUGAUAUGGGGGGGCCAGCUGCCCCCAGAGCUGCGUCGCAUCCUCUGAUGAAGAAGCAGAAGAGCGAAAGAGCUGGGACGGUGCCUCCUGGCUGAGCCACCGGUGGAGGCAAGGAGACGAGGGGGUGCGCACUGGGUCAUGAAGCUCCCAGCCCUGGUCCGUCUUAUCCUCCUGGCCCUGCUGCCCCUCGCUGGGGCCGAGCCCUGCCCGGCAGAGAAGAACCGUAUCAAGGACCUGCUUGAGGUCAACUGCACAGGGCAGGGUCUCAGUGUGGUGCCCGCAGCCCUGCCCAAGGACACAGGCAUCCUGCUGCUCAAUGCCAACCGCCUGGUGUCUGUCUCCACUGCCGCCUUCCUGCCCCUCGGCGUGCUGCAGGACCUCGACUUGUCCAACAAUGGGCUCGUAGCUCUGCACACGGGGCCCACACUGCUGUCCCUGAAAGAGCUGAUCCUGUCUCACAAUGCCCUGGCGGCCUUGCCUGCCCUGGAGAGCCUGCCUGCCCUCACCCGCCUGGCCUUGUCUCACAACCGCCUGGAGACGCUGGCCCCAGGGGCUUUUCGUGCUGUGCCACACCUGCAGGACCUGGACCUGCGAGGCAACCAGCUGCGGACUCUCCCGCCGGAGGCCUUUGCAGGGUUGGGGGCCCUCAAGGACUUGGACCUCUCUGACAACGUCCUUGAGGAGCUGCCCCAGGAGCUGCUGCAGGAGCUGCGGCAGCUGGAGACCUUGUGGCUCUCAGGCAACCGCCUCCAGACCCUGCCCAUGGGCUUCUUUCCUGAGGGACACUUCUAUCCAUAUGUUUUCCUGACCGAGAACCCCUGGCACUGUGACUGCAGCCUGCUCUACCUGCGCGCCUGGAUCCGGCAGAACGAGAUGAGUGUCUACCAUCCUGAGCGCGGGCUGGAGAAGACGAAGGUUGAGGUGGCCCCGGAGAAGGUGCUGUGCCACAGCCCCGCCGAGCAUCGGCAGAAGCCAGUCAUCCGCUUCAAGCCCAACUGUGGCAAUGUGGGGGAUGCUGACGAGGAAGAAGAGGACGAAUAUGGCAAUGGGGAGGUAAUCCCUGAGGACACUGCCAACAUGCCCUCCUUCCCCCCACAUUCAACCACCCCUGAAGAGCAGGCGACCCCCACCUUUGCUCUCACCCAGCCUCCCCUCACCACCACAAGGGCUCCCCUCAGCAGCACUGGUAGCUCCAUCCCCAUCCCAAGUACUUGGGUUGCAAUCCCCAGAGCUCCCAGCACUGCUGCCCCUGCAUCAACCACUCCAGCGGCCGCAACCACCCUUGCCCACGCCAGCCUACAGCCCCCCAGCACUGCCACCUCCUCCAGCACCCCUGGGAGCUCCACCACCCUCCUGUCUACUCCCUCAUCGGCCAUUCUGACGAGCACUGGAGCUCCUGGCACCAGCACCCCUGCUCCAGCCACCCACUCCUCCAGCACUGCCAGCACUCGUACCCCUUCCAUGGUGUCCAUCAGCAUGUUUUUCACCACUUCCACUGUGGUGCCUUCCUCUCCCACAUCAGAGGCCUCCACUACUCUCAGAUCUUCAUCUUCUCCACUGACUGCGCUGGUGAUCUCCAGCACCACGGCAGCGCUUUCCACUCCCCUUCGGGGCACCACCCGCCUCCCCCAGCCUGCUUUGGUCCCGCUGUGCCCCUGCUCCAUGCCAGCACCAGCCGUACCCGUGCUGCGUCCACGGGUCAUUGGCGAAGGCCCGCAGUGGGGCCGGUGGGUGUUGAGCCACUGCUGCCUGCUGCACUGGGUGCUCUACCUGGCCGGCCUGGCUCUGCUGCUCCUUUCCAUGCUGCCUCUGGCAGGCUGGCUGGCGUGGCUGUGUCUGGUGGGGUGGCCCUCCUGGCAUAAGUCUUCCCUGGAGGUGCAAAAGAUGCAGUACCCACUGCUGGGGGGCAAGGAGCCAGCAGAAGGUCCCAUGACACACCUCAGCAGCUUCUCCAGGGCCUCGCAGCGCCCCACUUUCUGUACCAUCAAGGAAGUGGAGUUGUGCCCUGAUGUAGCGACAUGCUACACUUACUGCACUAUUAAAGACAUGGUGCUGCAGCGCAGCCCUCCUGCAAGGUCCUCCUUCCGCACCACAAAGGAGCUGUGGAUCCACCACAGCUCUCUGAAUGCUCCUUUCAAGCCUUUCUCAGGGAAGCUGAUGCUCCCAAACCUCAGCUCACUGAGGACCCCUUCUGCUUACAGCCUCAACAGGGGUAUUGAGGCCAUCGGUGCUGUCAGAGUGAAAUAUGCUGGUGACACCUUGUAAAUGUUUCUGUAGGUUCAGAAGCAGGGAUGGGAGUGGUGGCGCUGCCUCGCGUUCUCUUCGGCAAUGGAACGGUCUGCUUGCUCCCCAGAGGGAAGC